AUGCCAAAACGGAAAGACAUCAGCAAUGUUCUUAGAGAAGCAAUAGUUGCUUCCCAUCAAACCUGGGAGGCUUAUAAGGCCAUUUCCAAACAAUUUGAGGUCCAUCAUUCUAUGGUGAAAAAGAUUAUUCAACAGUGGGAAACAUUCAAGACAGUUGCCAAUCUUUCCAGAAGUGGAUAUCCCACCAAAAUUAACCCCAAGGUGCCUUUGCCUGCUUUGUCCCCUACAAUGCAGAAUGGAACCAUUGCUCGCUGGGAAAAAAAGGAUGGAGAUAAAAUUAAUGAAGGGGACCUUAUUGCUGAGGUAGAGACUGACAAAGCGACUGUGGGGUUUGAGAGCUUGGAGGAAUGUUACAUGGCUAAAAUUCUGGUGGCAGAAGGAACUCGAGAUGUCCCCAUUGGUUCUGUAAUCUGUAUAACUGUAGACAAACCAGAGUUUAUUGAAGCCUUUAAAAAUUACACUUUGGAUUCUGCAACCUCUGCUCCUAGUCCAGGAGCGGCUGUGGCGCCUCCUCAAACCGCUGCAGCACCGACCCCCCAGGCUGUUCAGUCCCCAGGCAGUACCUACCCCACACACAUGAAGAUUAAUUUACCAGCCUUGUCACCAACUAUGACCAUGGGCACAAUACAAAAGUGGGAGAAAAGGGUUGGCGAGAAGCUCAGUGAAGGAGACCUUCUGGCAGAAAUUGAGACGGACAAAGCCACCAUAGGCUUUGAGGUACAGGAAGAAGGUUAUUUGGCAAAAAUCCUUAUAGCAGAAGGGACGCGAGAUGUACCUCUGGGGACCCCUCUGUGCAUCAUCGUGGAGAAGGAGUCCGAUAUUGCCAGUUUUGUGGAUUACAAGGAGUCCGCUGUAGUAGAUAUUAAACCUCAACCAGCACCCUCUGCUCCGGCUGCAGGACUGCCUUCACCUCCCCCAGCAACUACAGCUCCCCCACUUGGCACACCAAGUCCUGUUUCUUCUGGUGCUAAGGGGAGGGUAUUCGUGAGCCCUCUAGCCAAAAAACUUGCAUCUGAGAAAGGCAUAGACAUCAAACAAGUAAAAGGUACUGGCCCAGAUGGCAGGAUUACAAAGAAAGAUAUUGAUGCCUUUGUACCUCCUAAGGUUACUGCAGCUCCGGCUGCUGCUGUACCAACCCAGGCAGUUACUCCUUCAUCUCCAGCUGUGGCAGCUGUUCCCACUGGGGUCUUCACAGAUGUCCCUAUUAGCAACAUCAGGAGGGUAAUUGCUCAGCGGCUCAUGCAGUCGAAACAAACCAUACCUCACUACUAUCUCUCCAUUGAUAUUAAUAUGGGAGAAAUUCUUGAAUUAAGGAAGGAGCUAAACGAGGUUCUCAAGCCUGAAAACAUCAAGCUUUCCGUGAACGACUUCAUCAUCAAGGCCUCGGCCCUGUCAUGUCUCAAAGUGCCCGAGGCUAACUCCUCCUGGUUGGACACAGUCAUUAGACAGAAUCAUGUGGUGGAUGUGAACGUGGCAGUGAGCACCCCUGCUGGUCUUAUAACACCCAUAGUAUUCAAUGCCCACAUAAAGGGCCUUGCAGCUAUUAGCUCAGAUGUGCUUUCCUUGGCAACCCGGGCACGAGAUGGAAAACUCAAACCUCAUGAAUUCCAGGGAGGAACGUUCACAGUGUCCAAUUUAGGAAUGUAUGGAAUUAAAAACUUCUCGGCUAUUAUUAACCCACCCCAGGCCUGCAUUCUUGCUGUGGGGGGAUCUGAAAAGAGGUUGUUACCAGCAGACAAUGAAAAAGGUUUUGAUGUUGCCAACAUGAUGUCUGUCACAUUAAGUUGUGAUCACCGUGUUGUGGAUGGAGCAGUUGGGGCGCAGUGGCUUGCUGAAUUUAAGAAGUUCUUGGAGAAGCCCACCACCAUGCUGUUAUAAUAGGAGAACAAAGAUCCACUACUUUCCUUGUCCCACAUGUUAUCCAAACAAGCUAUUUAUGUACUUCUGCAUCAAAAGACUCCUAAAUACAUCACUUUUUUUCUUUUUAUUUAAAAGAACAAACAAA
This is a messenger RNA of Pelobates fuscus (common spadefoot toad), 2005 nucleotides long. It is a transcript of the gene DLAT, whose product is annotated as dihydrolipoamide S-acetyltransferase. Bases 1 to 1878 code for a protein of 625 amino acids. The transcript is spliced from 14 exons. NCBI's taxonomy places the organism in Eukaryota, Metazoa, Chordata, Amphibia, Anura, Pelobatidae. Gene Ontology annotation, biological process: pyruvate decarboxylation to acetyl-CoA. Gene Ontology annotation, molecular function: dihydrolipoyllysine-residue acetyltransferase activity. The record is from RefSeq and is a predicted model, not a curated record.